Parnassius mnemosyne (clouded apollo) is the source of this 555-nucleotide messenger RNA. Lineage: Eukaryota; Metazoa; Arthropoda; Insecta; Lepidoptera; Papilionidae. The record is from the annotation of a GenBank genome assembly.
AUGGGUUUUUUAACUAUUUUGAAGAAAUUACGGCAAAAGGAAAAAGAAAUGAGGAUUCUUAUGUUAGGCUUAGAUAAUGCAGGCAAGACAACAAUUCUUAAGCGGUUCAAUGGUGAACCAAUUGACACUAUAUCUCCAACUCUGGGCUUUAAUAUAAAAACAUUGGAGCAUAGAGGAUAUAAACUGAACAUAUGGGAUGUUGGUGGCCAAAAAUCUUUAAGAUCAUACUGGAAAAAUUACUUCGAAAGUACAGAUGGGGUGGCGUGGGUGGUAGACAGUGCAGAUGCUAGGCGACUGGCGGACUGCGCACGUGAAUUACAUUCCUUGCUUAGGGAGGAGAGACUUGCGGGAGCAACACUGCUUGUACUCGCAAACAAAUCUGAUCUGCCUGGUGCCCUAACACUGCAGGAGAUUCGAGAGGCCCUAGAUCUUGACGGCAUCAAGACUCAUCACUGGCGUAUAAUCCGCUGUUCUGCAGUCACAGGCGAGAAUCUUCUGGAAGGAAUGGACUGGAUGCUUGAUGAUAUUGCGUCAAGGAUAUUUACGUUAGACUAA